Messenger RNA from Salvia miltiorrhiza (redroot sage), 1346 nucleotides. RefSeq lists its product as uncharacterized. Gene Ontology annotation, cellular component: chloroplast. Gene Ontology annotation, molecular function: double-stranded DNA binding. The transcript has a single exon. Gene Ontology annotation, biological process: regulation of DNA-templated transcription; chloroplast organization. Bases 692 to 1276 code for a protein of 194 amino acids. NCBI's taxonomy places the organism in Eukaryota, Viridiplantae, Streptophyta, Magnoliopsida, Lamiales, Lamiaceae. The record is from RefSeq and is a predicted model, not a curated record.
UGUAUAUAAUUCACAUUUAUGUAUGCGCGACACACACACACUAUCUCUUCUUUUUGGGUUUAAGGCUCUGGAGCAGAGCUGCGGCUCAUAAACCGUAAGUCUUCCAUUAAUGGAGAUUUUGGAGACAAAUUCAUAGCUAAAGCUUCAACCUUCCAUAACAUGGCGGCUCUAAUUCUACGCCGCACUCUAAUCUCCUUCUUCUCCGCCACCAAUUCCUCACUUCGUCCCCAAAUCUCACUUCUCCGUCUCCCUGUAUUUCUCAACCGAGACCUCAAAACCGCCAUUAGACUACCACACAGUCACCCAAUUCCUAAUCGACGACCACCGCUUCUCCCCCGCCGCGGCGGUGGAGAUCGCCUCCCGCACCCGCCUCAGAUCCCAACUAAGCGCCGAUGCAAUCCUCCAAUUCCUCAAACGAACCGGCUUCUCCAACGCGCAAUUGGAAAGAAUCCUCAAAUCAUCGCCCCAGCUCCUCUCGGCGCACCUCGAGGCCAACAUCAAGCCCAAAUUCGAGAUCCUCCGGGACCUCGGCUUCACCCCCGCCGAGGUCGUCGAGAUUGUCUCGGGUCAAUCGAGGCUUCUCUACUACAGCACGCCGCGGAUCUCCGCCUCGAUCGCCACGCUCAAGGCCGUACUUGGAUCCGCCGCCGCCGUGGUCAAAUUCCUCAAAUCCUCGGGGUUCCUGAAAGACAUGGAGAGCACUUUUGUCCCAAAUGUGGAAUUACUGAAGAGCUGCGGCGUUCCAAUUGAGCAGAUCACGAGGGCAAUAAUCCAAAUGCCUCGAUUCUUCCUGCUCAAACCGGUAAAGAUGAGGAAAUUCAUCGAGAAAGCGGAGGAAUUAGGGUCUGAUCGCGGAUCGCGGAGCUUCAUCCGCGCCGUUAAGGUUGUGAGUUCGAUGACGAGCGAGACUUUGGGAGUGAAGAUGGAGGCGUUACGCGAGCUCGGAUUCUCAGACAGCGACAUCGCGAGGGCGUUCAGGAACUCGCCGCAGGUGCUUGCAACGUCGCCGGAGAAGAUGAGGAGAGUUGCGGAGGUGGUGGUGGGGAGCGGGAGGUAUGAUAGGAUGAGCAUUGUGGAGAGGCCGUGCGUGUUUAUGUACAGCGUUGAGAAGCGGAUAUGGCCGCGGAUAAAGGUUUUGAGAGUGUUGGAAGAGAAGAAGAAGAUGAUUGGGGGUUGGCCGAGUCUUGCAACCAUGCUGACCUUGACCGAUGCCAUGUUUUUUCAUAAAUUUGUGAGUCCUAAUUUGGAACAAGAUGAUUGCAGAGCAGUUUCUUGAUUCAAAUUAGCGUUUAUUUUUUAUGGAAAUUAUUUGGGGUAUUGGCCUAUAAAUAUUUGAAUUUUUCUCA